Cordyceps militaris CM01 is the source of this 2112-nucleotide messenger RNA. RefSeq lists its product as uncharacterized. NCBI's taxonomy places the organism in Eukaryota, Fungi, Ascomycota, Sordariomycetes, Hypocreales, Cordycipitaceae. The record is from RefSeq and is a predicted model, not a curated record. The transcript has 6 exons. Bases 1 to 2112 code for a protein of 703 amino acids.
AUGAACUUUGCCAAGUUGAGUUGGCCGGCCAUUCACGGAAAUCACCACUCCACGCCCGUCGCGUUCAGCUUCCCCCAAAGCAUCGUCAUCCGCCCACCGCAGUCGCCCCGACGCGACGAGCGCCCGUCACCCACCAGCGACGAACGACAUUUGCCCUCCCCCCCCUCCUCCACCCCGGCUCAUGCUGGCAUCAUCCACGGCAUCAUGACUGGGCGCACUCGCCGCGGAUCGACCUCGAGCGUCGAAACCGUCAAAAACGACACCUCCGUCCAGUGGUGUCAGGAGGCGUCUGUCCUGCGCUCCGUCCCCAAGACGGAACCCAGCGACGGCUGGCCCAUCUUUCAGCUGCGCGACGCCAUUGUUCUCAAUCGCGACAACACCACAAUUGAGAAUGCGCUUCACAUUGUACCCAACGGUCCCUUUAUCGUGCGCGGCUAUCUACACUUUACCGCCGACGAGAAACGAUUUGUGCUCGUGCGCGGACGAUCACCAAUUCCAAUCGAAAUUAGACACUGUCUGCUGUACUCUGUGGGCGAAACAGAAGAUGGCAGCCCUCAAAUUUGGGUGUCGGGUCGGGCGGGCUGGUUUGAGAUAAGCCCUUGCUCGAGGUACCAGGCAACCUACGACACCAUGUGUCAAGCAACGACACUCUACUAUAAUAUAAUGGAUACCAUCGAGGAGAUGAAUGAAAAACCACAGCGCUCCAAAAAGUCAAAAUCGCCAUCGCAGAAAGAUGUGCUGGCGUCAAUAUUCCACAAGUAUGCCGCCUCUGUGGGCGAUGGUUCAACGUUUGAUGACGUUGUCGAUAGAUGCAAUAAGCAUGCUAUCUUUCUCAUCUCCCAGUUCAUGCAAGACGAAGGCGGGCUGCAGUGGAAGUCGACUGUCUUUUACAGAUGGAUGAAGCUCCAUAACGGUCCACUUUUUGAAAAGAUUGACAAGGCGAAGAAGAACCCGCGCCAACGUACCCGAUCGCCGUCCUUUAUUGAGCCACCGCCGCGCGUGAGCACGAGCCUGUCGAGAACGAGCCUGUCGAGAAAAAGCGAAAGCAUCGAGGAAAUCGAAGAGUCUGCAUCUAAUGCGCCCAACACACGAUUGAAGCAUCGCUCUACCAGCGCCGCGGCACCGCAGACAGUUAUUCCUAUGCAUCCAAGACGAAGCGAACACCCGGCCACACCACCACCUCUGAGUCCUGCCCCUGUAGCGACUGAUGGAGACUCGCCAUUCCAGACUGUGCUGACCGCGCUUGAGAAAUCGUUUGGCUCUAUCAGCCCUGGAAAGACUGGAGUUAAGGUAUCUCAGCUUCUUAACAAGUUGUAUUUUACCUACAAAUUCCCUACCUACAGGGACAGCACCAGUGGCUCACAUAAGCGCCCCGUCGAGGAGGUUCUGCAUUACAACGCCACCGCUCUUCUUGAAGCCAUCGACCAUGAAAAGUAUAAAAAUGGAGAGGUAUACGACUGGCUCGUGGUUCUCUCCAAAACUGCGUUUGUGCCUGUUGCGUUGCGGGCAGAUGCCAUACCUUACCGCAUCAUACUGAGAGAGCCUCGUCCGUUCCAACACCGCAAGCCCGAGAUGAGGCUUGAACCUGCUCAAGAAGUUACGCGGACACCGAGCCCGGCAACGCCCAGAAUGGGCAAGCGACCCGGCCGACCCGUUGGUAGCAAGUCGAGCCUACGCCCUGUCCAGUCGACCAAUAAACGGUCCCGUGCGCUCGACGGCGACGACACGGACACUGAAUCAGCGGCCAAAAGGUUGAACUUUUCGUCGGACCAGGACGGCGACGAGACCAUGGGCGAUGCCAAGUCGGAAGAGCUGGACAGUAUUCUUCAGAUUAAUGACUCGUCCGAUGCAUCGAGUGAGAAUGAGGACAUUGACGACGAGACCAAGCCUGUUAAGCUGGGCAUCCUCGCUGAAAAGCUGCCGGAUCCGAUGCCGACGGGAUAUCAGGGCACAUGGGUCUGUGACCAGCCAGACUGCGACUUUAUCGCGCGGGGCGGCGGCGAGGACGAGUUGGACGAUCGCAUCUCGGCGCAUCUGCAAGAGCACGAGCAGCUCGUGGACAGGAUGCAACUGGCCGUUGCGGAGAGCCGGGGACUGCUGCCCAUCAAGUAA